UGAUAAAAUAGCAUUUUAUGCAAAUGCAAUCAGGGUGAAUUAAUGCAAGAAUCUCUAGUUAACAGUAAGCUUUCCAAAUUCCUUGGGUUGUGCAUUCGUUAUCCCAUUAACAUACUCUUCACUGAAAGUUUUUAAUUGUUGAGGAUUGUCAUACCAAAAUGCAGAACAAGAAACUGAAAGAAAAGUGACUGCAGGUGUCCAUAUGCAACAAUAAAUAAAUAUUAAUGUUUGCAAAAAUUAUAUGCAGUUCUUAAUAUGGGAUUGGAGUAAACUGCAAAAUAAUUCCAAGGGUCUGUUUUGUUUUAAAAUGUGUAUCUUGCUACUGACAACUAUAAAGGCAUCAAAAGUAGUAACCUGUCUAAAAUCCAGAAAGAGAUGGUAAACCACUUAUUUGUUGUGCCAGAAAAUGGUGUAGAUGAGACUGUAUAAGUUACUAGAAAUCAAGUUAUUUCUUUUCCUACCUUCAGAAAUGAUAGUUGUGAGGUGAAACAGUGAAUUCAUUUUUAUUCCAGCACAUUUCCACUUAGUGCAGUAUAUAGUCUCUGCCCAUAACAGAUGCCUUAGCACAGAUGAUUCUUUAAAAGGAUUUCUUUAUCCCAAACAGGGAAAGUCUCAAGGUAUAAACAAAGCAGACUCCCACAGCCAAGUAUAAUAACUUCUGGGAGGUAGAUCUUUGUUUGCUCAGUGUAACUAGUUGGUAAGUACUUGGAAGAUUUACUCAGCUGGUAGAAUAUUAACUGAAUGAGAGAAAAUCUCAGUAACUAAUUAUGUGACUCAAUCCUUUGUUGAAAAGCUGUAAUUUUUCACUAUGCUAGAUAUAUUAGUAGUAUCACAAUUGGGCUUAGCAUUGAGGGACUGAAGAUUACUUUGUGGGGCAUAUAGAAAUAGGUAUAGUGGGUGAAGAACAAGUACGAUAACAAUUAUGGCAACAUAAUUAUACUGCUUUUGAUAGACGGUGUCAAAGUUCCUACAGAGCAACAAAACAAAAGGUAGAAAUAACUUUAAACUUUAAAAAGCAAGAAUUAGAUUGGCAAAUGAAGACAACUGUAAAGGUGGGAUAACUCUGUCAUCUUACAAAUGGAUGGAUCUAUUCUGGAAUUACAACAGGCAAUCCAAGAACAUCCAGUUGUCCUGUUGCCCAGCCAUCGAAGCUACAUGGAUUUUCUCUUACUGUCCUAUGUGUUAUAUAACUAUGACUUGACUUUGCCAGUCAUUGCAGCAGGAAUAGAUUUCCUUGGAAUGAAAAUAGUUGGUGAGUUGCUUCGAAAAUCAGGUGCCUUUUUUAUGCGACGUACAUUUGGUGGAAACAAGCUUUAUUGGGCAGUGUUUGCUGAAUAUGUCAAGUGUAUUUUAAAGAAUGGACAUGCCCCUGUUGAGUUUUACCUUGAAGGUACUAGAAGCCGCACUGCAAAGACAUUGUCUCCAAAGUUUGGUCUUCUCAAUAUUGUGAUGGAUCCUUUUCUUAAAAGGGAGGUUUUUGAUAUAUAUCUUGUCCCAAUCAGUAUCAGUUAUGAGAAGGUGUUGGAAGAAUUUCUUUAUGCAUAUGAACUUUUGGGAGUCCCUAAACCAAAAGAGUCUACAUCGGGACUCUUGAAAGCCAGAAAAAUUCUGAAUGAAGAUUUUGGAUGCAUACAUAUGUAUUUUGGGCAGCCUGUGUCACUCAGAACAUUGGAAGCUGGAAGAAUGAAUAAAUAUCCAUUUAAUUUAGUUCCAAGGCACAUUCCCCAAAAGCCAUCUGAGGAAAUACAGAAAUUUGUCACUGAUGUAGCCUACCAAAUAGAGCUCUUGCAAAUAGAAAACAUGGUUCUGAAUCCAUGGAUGUUGAUUUGUACUAUCUUGCUCCAGAAUUUACCCGCCAUAGAUUUUGAACUUCUGGUGGAAAAGACACUUUGGUUGAAAAAUUUAACUCAGCUAUUUGGAGGAUUCCUAGACUGGCCUGAUAAUCUUUGUGCCAGCAAAGCUGUAAAAUCUGCCUUGGCGCUGCAUUCCAACAUUGCCAGCUUGGUCAAUGGGGAAGUGAUCCUCAAUGACAAAGAAAUGGGAUUUGUUACUACAGAGGACCCUGUGUUUCGGCGGGCCUUUUCCAUCCUCCUGUGUGGGUCCUAUAGGAAUCAGUUGCUUAAUAUCUUUGUGCGACCAGCUCUUGUAGCAAUUGCAUUGGAAAUCACACACAGUUCCAGAAAAGAGGAGGUCUAUAACCAGUUUUCAUUCUGGCGUGAUGUUUUUUCUGAAGAAUUUAUCUUCUUUCCUGGAAUAUCCCUGAAGGAUUUUGAAGAAGGUUGUUUCUUGCUUACAAAAUGUGGAGCCAUUCAAGACACACCACAGCAAAUAUUUAUCACAGACAAAGGAAAUACAGUAAUUACUUUCUUGAGUGAGAUGUUUAAACCAUUUGUGGAAGGUUAUCAGAUAAUCUGCAAAUACCUUUUUAAUGAAACAAAUGAAGCCUUUACUGAGAAGCACUUUGUAUUUGGAGUCCGAAGCCUUGCUUCCCAGCUUCUGGAGACAGGGAGCACUCAGUGUUAUGAGGUCCUGUCUUCGGAUAUGCAGAAAAAUGGUUUGGCUGCUUUUGUGCGACUAGGCAUGGUGGCCAGAAUGAAAACGAUCGAUGGAUUCACUUACAGAGUAAAUAAAGAAUCCCUGGCUAAGACUGCAGGAAUGUUUGAAUCUAGGAUACCUGUAAGGAACUCAAUGACUGCAAGGCUUUAAUUGAAGAAGGCUACAAUGAUUUGCCUUUAUGUACACUGUUAACCUUGGAGCCUGGCUGGAAAUGAGGCACACAGUGAGGAAGACUACAAAAUACCCUUUCCAUCUUGACAUGUUUUUGUUACACAGUGGUGGAGAAGAAUUCCAGAAGUCAAACUGUUUACACCAUCACUUGAGGAACUUUAUCAGCAUUAAUGCUUAGGAGUCUUUGUACGUUCAAGUUCCCUACAGUGAAUAUCACCUGACUCCUUCUUCCAUCCAGAUAUUAAUAUUUGAAUAGUAAGGUAAUAUCUGAAAUGUUUGUCAUGAUAACAAGCUGAUUGCUUUUCUAUGGUUGUUUUGUGGUUGUGAAAAAAAAGUAAGCUAAGGUUAUAUAACGUUGAAAGCAAUAUUUAAAGAAAACGAUGAUUGCCAUUGUAUUUAUGAAAGAUUAAUCUGUUUCAUGGAAAUUAAUACCCACAAAAUGUUAAUGAUGUAACUGAUUUUUAAAAAGGUGGUAUUUGCAACUCUUGGAAUAUUAAAAACUAACACAGAAGGCA
Thamnophis sirtalis is the source of this 3242-nucleotide messenger RNA. The record is from RefSeq and is a predicted model, not a curated record. Lineage: Eukaryota; Metazoa; Chordata; Lepidosauria; Squamata; Natricidae.